CGCUGUCCGACAGCGGACCGAGAGGUUCCUGCUGCCCGAGGCGGUUCACCGGGAAGCAGAGCCUUCUUUGGCUCGGCCUGACAAGCCGGUGAAAUGGCGACUGCCGGCCCUUCGGGGAGCGGGAUGGCCCAGAAAACGUGGGAGAUGACUAACAACAUGCAGGAGGCACAGAGUAUCGAUGAGAUUUACAAGUAUGACCGCAAGCAGCAGCAGGAGAUCCUGGCGGCCAAGCCAUGGACCAAGGACCACCAUUAUUUCAAGUACUGCAAAAUCUCUGCCUUGGCUCUUCUGAAGAUGGUCAUGCAUGCUAGAUCAGGAGGCAACUUAGAAGUGAUGGGCUUAAUGCUUGGAAAAGUAGAUGGUGAAACGAUGAUCAUAAUGGACAGUUUUGCUUUACCAGUGGAAGGCACUGAAACCAGGUUGGUCGUCUAGAAAAUGCAAUUGGCUGGUAUCACAGCCAUCCUGGCUAUGGUUGCUGGCUUUCAGGAAUUGAUGUCAGUACACAGAUGCUUAAUCAACAAUUUCAAGAACCUUUUGUAGCUGUGGUUAUUGAUCCAACAAGGACAAUAUCUGCAGGAAAAGUAAAUCUUGGAGCUUUUAGGACAUAUCCUAAGGGCUAUAAACCUCCUGAUGAGGGCCCUUCUGAAUAUCAGACUAUCCCACUUAAUAAAAUAGAAGAUUUUGGAGUGCACUGUAAACACUGCAAAACCACAAUAGAAGCAAUACAUGGACUGAUGUCUCAAGUUAUUAAGGACAAGCUUUUUAAUCAAAUUAACAUUGCCUGAAGAAUAUCAUCAUCUGAUACUUAUGUUCAGGAUAGAGAAGACAUGCCUAUUUGGACUAAUUUCAGAACUGGAACUUGAGCCAAAAUGGAGAUUUUCGAUGGAUUUGUAGUACUUUAAAUCAUUCUUUCCCACUUCUUUGCCUAGUUUUAAGGACAGUUUACGAUAACAUUGCCUAGUUUACGAUAACAUUUUGUUGAUUGCUUCAAAUAAAUAAAUAGGUUGUAAAAGUUCAGAAGUUAUCUGUGUCAGUCUGCAAUAAAGAUCUCUUAAAAUGUC
This is a messenger RNA of Protobothrops mucrosquamatus (brown spotted pit viper), 1061 nucleotides long. It is a transcript of the gene COPS5, whose product is annotated as COP9 signalosome subunit 5. NCBI's taxonomy places the organism in Eukaryota, Metazoa, Chordata, Lepidosauria, Squamata, Viperidae. The record is from RefSeq and is a predicted model, not a curated record. Gene Ontology annotation, cellular component: cytoplasm; COP9 signalosome. Gene Ontology annotation, biological process: protein deneddylation. Gene Ontology annotation, molecular function: protein binding; deNEDDylase activity; metallopeptidase activity.